AGGGUUUGAGCCCGAGGGAAGUGUCGUCCUGCUGCCUUAUAAACAUCUUCCUAGACACCUUGCCUGACACACCAUUAUGGUGCUGAUGGUGAUGAUAGCCAGGGCUUCCGACGGGUUGCCGCUGGCAGCUUCCCUCCAGGAUGACGAGCAGAUGGUGAAAAGUUAACGAGGGGAGUAAGAACUGAAGAUAAAUGUAGGGUGCUGCAAGAAGUCUUCGACAAACUUCAGAUGUGGACAGAUAAAUAGCCAUUGGUAUUCAAGCCAAAUAAGCAUAAAUCUGGCAGGAAUCUUGUGGAGUAUCAAAACCAAGCCAAAAUGCUUUUCAAGAAAAUUACUCCAAACAGCCCAAACAAAUGUUCUAUAGAAACGGGUCCCUACAUCUUCCAUUAUGUUAUUGAGAAUGAAGCCUGUCACUUGGUACUGUGUGAGAAAGGGUACAGUAAAAAGACUGCUUAUACCUUUCUAGAAGAAAUGGCUGCAGAAUUUACAGCUCAGCAUGGUCGAAAAUUAUCACAAGCAACUAGACCAUAUUCCUGCAUAGAGUUUGAUACCUACAUCCAGAAGCUUCGUCGCCAGUAUAGUGAUCAGCGGGGACGCCGUCAUUUACAUCAACUAAGAGAAGAUUUAAAUGAUGUGCAAAGAAUCAUGAUGGACAAUAUAGAUGAUGUCUUACAGCGAGGAGCAACUCUCUCAGAUUUGGAGACAAAGGCAACUGGGCUAUUAAUUAUGUCCAAAAAGUAUCAUAAAGAUGCUCAGUAUCUGAACAUGAGAUCAACUUUCGCUAAGAUUGCUGCUGCUGCUGUUGUUACAUUGGUGUUUGUUAUCUAUUUCUUUGUAUUUUGAAGGCCUUGGUGGUAUAUUUCUUAAGAACACAUUACUGGAAAGUUUAACACAAUUUUUGGUUUAAAAAUAAAAAAAUUAUUACUUAUCAAAAGUGAGUCUUUAAUUUGUUUGUAAAGGUGUAUUGUAAAUUUUCUGAUAUUAAAAGGUCUUUUGAGUGUAUAAGCAGUUAACAUUUCACAAAAGAUGAUUAACUUAAUUUUUUCUACAUAAUGAACUGUCCACCAUUUUAGAUAAGUGGGAAUCUGCUAACUUAGAGGUAAAAACCUAAUGGUAAACGUGAAUAUAUUUUGUCCAUAAGAGGAGAAUAUUUAAGCCUCGGCUCUCCAUUUGCUUAGAUUAUCUAUCCUAUGUUUAUGCACACACCAGUCAAUUUCACAUGCAUCCAUGUGUGGCUAAACUUUUCAAACUACCUGUAUAUAAUGGUAUUAUUUUGUAUUUUGAGCUGAAAUUGAAUGUUGCCUUGAAAAAUAAAUGCUAACUUGCUGAUAGCUUUACAUGUAGAUGUUAUUAAAUAUUUUGUAAUAGGCAAAUGUGAUGGUUCUAAAUAACCACUUUUGAUAACUAUACAGCAUCCAGACAGAUUAUGCAAAUAUAUUUCUUCCUUUUAAU
Procambarus clarkii (red swamp crayfish) is the source of this 1452-nucleotide messenger RNA. The record is from RefSeq and is a predicted model, not a curated record. NCBI's taxonomy places the organism in Eukaryota, Metazoa, Arthropoda, Malacostraca, Decapoda, Cambaridae.